This is a messenger RNA of Serpula lacrymans var. lacrymans S7.9, 1450 nucleotides long. RefSeq lists its product as uncharacterized. Lineage: Eukaryota; Fungi; Basidiomycota; Agaricomycetes; Boletales; Serpulaceae. The transcript is spliced from 7 exons. Bases 12 to 1325 code for a protein of 437 amino acids. The record is from RefSeq and is a predicted model, not a curated record.
GCAGUUCAACCAUGAACCUGAACACCACAACCAGCGCCCAAGAGCAGGCUGUUUAUUUGCGAACUCUUCCUUCCAUCAGAGACAGAUGUACCAAAGUUUAUGAGCUAGGAAAGCUAGGAAAGCUCGAAUACUUCGAAUAUCACCCCCAAAAAGAGACAGAUGUUGUAGCGUUUUGUGAACAAAUCAUCAAACGAGACUUUGGAACUAAUCUCGCAUCGAUUCCUCCUCAUGGCCGAUGGAGGCACCUUGACGCAGGCUGUCCUCGUGUCGAACCCUUGAUAGCCAGAUGGAAGGCCUCAAGCAACCCCCCAGACGAUAAAGAAAUAUGUAAACGCUUGAUCGAUCUUUUUCUUGUUUCUGUUCUGCUCGACGCAGGAGCAGGCAGCGAGUGGUCGUUCUUCGAGAAGGAGUCAAAGCAGAAAUAUAGUCGUUCUGAAGGUUUAGGUGUCGCCAGUGUGCACAUGUUUACUGAGGGGCUUUUCUCCGGAGAUAAAACACAGCCUUAUAGAGUGGAUUCUCAAGGAUUGUCUCAGAUCACCACCGCAAAGACAGCCGAAGCCUUGCAGGUAAAUGAUAGUAACCCUAUGGUAGGACUUGAUGGACGCACUUCCUUGUUGGUUAACUUGAGUGAGGCCCUCAAAUCAAGCCCUCAAUUCUUUGGGAAGGAUGCCAGACCUGGAAAUAUACUUGACUUCCUUGAGACCCAAUCUAUACUCGAAGGAUCGAUUAGACGAGUCCAUAUAUCGUCUCUAUGGCACACACUGAUUGAAGGCCUCGCCCUAAUCUGGCCCGCGAGGACAUCCUUGGCAGGCCUUCCUCUGGGCGAUGUUUGGCCCUGUUCGGCUCUCAAGUCUGUCACACAAGUGGAAGCAGGCGACUUAGUGCCGUUCCACAAACUAACAGGAUGGAUCACAUACAGUCUCGUCGAGCCGAUCGAGAAGAUCUUGCAGUGGACAUUCGAAGGCAAGGAAGACAUGACUGGUUUACCCGAAUAUAGAAAUGGAGGUCUCCUUGUCGAUUUCGGAGUGUUAACAAUUCGCUCAAACAUACUUUCCCCGUCCUUCUAUCCCGAUCUCUCCACUGGAAUUCCCCGCUUACCGCCAUCUCACCCCGCAAUCGUAGAGUGGAGAGCGAUGACCAUCAUCGAACUUGAUCGUAUUGCGGAUGCCCUUCGACACAGAUUAGGGCUAUCGUCGACUCAGCUGACCCUCGCCCAAGUGCUGGAGAGUGCUACUUGGAAGGGUGGCAGAGAGAUAGCUAAACAAAGACGUCCGCAAACAGGCGGUCCUCCCAUUGAUAUAGAAAGCGACGGGACGGUGUUCUAAUAGUAGCAAAUAGCGGAAUCUCAUGUGUACGUUUAUCAAGAAGAGACGCAGAAAACAUGCUCUUGUACACGUGAUGUAAAUUAGUAAAGUCUGUAACAUAAAUAUAUUGCAAGUCACCGAUUCUC